AUGACCAUUUUGGUCCCGCUCGUGGACGCCGCCGAGCUGGUCGAGGCCGGCGAGGCCGGUCGCUGCGUGCGCGUGCAGUGGCGUGACGGCUCCGAGUCGCUCUACCCGUUCGUCUGGAUGCGCGACAACUGUCAGUGCUCGGACUGCUUCCUAGACCGGCCAACGUUCGUGCGUGCGCUCGUACUGCGCGACCUCGACGUGGACGCGACGGUGCUUGAGUGCGCACCGUCGGCGGACGGCGAUGAGCUGCACCUGACCUGGGCCGGCGGUCACCAGAGCCGGUACGCCGCCGACUGGCUGCUGGCGCGCUCGUUCCGGCCGGAGGAGCAGCGCCGGCGACUGGAGGAGCACACGCUGGAGCGCUGCCACUGGGACGCUUCACUGGCCGACCACCUGCCGUGCGCAGACUUCCAGCGCGUGCUGGAGAGCGAGCCGACGCGGCUGGAGCUGCUGGUGGCGCUGGAGCGUUAUGGCCUGGUGGUGGUGAAGAACUGCGGCCAGCAGCGCGACCAGGUGCGCCGCCUUGUGGACACGAUCGGCUACCCGCGUACUACCCACUACCAGACCAUCUUCGAGGUGCGCAACAAAGUCGACCCCAUCAACAUCGCCUACACGACAAAGCGGCUCAACAUGCACACGGACCUGCCCUACUACGAGCAUCAGCCGCAAGUGCAGCUGCUGCACGUGCGCCGCCAGCACAGCGGCGGCGGCGGCCGCUCCGAGUUCACCGAUGCCGUGCACGUGGCGCACCAGCUGCGCCGGCUGCAGCCCGAGGCCUUCCGGCUGCUGGCCGACACGCCGGUCGACUGGGCGAACGUGACGCUGUCGCAGGAGACGGGCCGCAGCCACCACAAGCUACACCGCGCGCCCGUGCUGCACGUGAGCCCGGCCGGCCGCGUGAUGGGCGUGCGCUUCAGCCAGGCGCAGCGCGACUCGUUCUUCGGCGUGCCCCUGGAGGCAGUGGAGCGCUGGUAUCGCGCUGUGGCGCUGUUCAAUCGGAUGUUGAAUCUGCCGCAGUUCAAGGUGUCCUUCCUGCCGGAGAGCGGCGACAUGCUGGUGUUCGACAACACGCGGCUGGUACACGGCCGCGAGGACUACCACCAGCCGGAGCAGGCCGGCGAGCGCUGUCCUCGAGGGCGGCUACAUCGGUCUGGAUGACGUCAGGGACCACCGGCGCACCCUCCAGCACCGGUGUGGCGACAACCCAUACGGCCUGUAACCCGGCCGGUGGGUCUGCCUUUCGUCAGGAGGCCGACAAGACGCCUGACAAAUUCCAGCACAGCCGCUGACCUGAAUCGGGCGAUGCGUUUUGUUCAUGUGUGGAGUUGCGCGGGUGCUGUUUUGUCCUUGCCUUCGAAUGUAUGUGCGUUUGUUUAAAAAUUCAGUCCAACCUUUUUUAAUGAAUGUAUAUUUUGGAUCGGCGCCCACGCUAGACAGUUCUUAUUGCGUAGGCCCACACGAUAGUGAAAUUCCUGGCCGACGGCAGAAUUUUGGCGCCGUAAGCUUGACGCGCUUCAUUGCUCAGCCCGGCGCGGCUUCUGUUGCGUGUUCUGUGCAGAUGGCCUCCAGAGCCUGUUACAGCGUGAUGCAAAGCAACGCCAUUGUCUUUCGCAGGGUAAAAACAUUUGUACUAAUGACAAGCAACAGUGUUUCUUUAUUUGCAGCAUAUCUUGAACGCGUUCAGCCGAAUGUUGGAUCCUUGUUUUCUACACAAGUAAUGCCUUCUAAUGCAAGCUAGCCGCUCUGGGCUUAUACUGUAAAGCACGGCCCUAGCACAUACAGCCUAAAUGUACAGCUGAAGAUAAAUGCAGUUGUAAGCACAUGCUCCUUAUUUUACUUGCAUCUCAUUGCACCCCAUCGCAGACUCAUGGUUCAGAAAUGUCUUGCUACACAUAGUUUGGUCAAGCAAAGAUUAGAAACAGAUGGAGAGUUCCCAUAUGUUUGGUACAGUUAGGCAGCACGGCGGAAUAAAGCAAACCCGAAGGAGAAGAGCGGUAUCUUCCCCAAGCGAAUACACUUGAGAAGCGUUUGAAAGCAAAGUGGCACGCAUCAGAACGAAUGUACCAUUGACGUUGUAUAUUUGAAAUCAUGGAUUAUAUCAUAAACCUGGUUGUUUGGGCCUAUGGUUAUGUUAUUCACAACAUAUGCAAGCAUAUACAGCCGAGCUCUAGCCACCAUUGGGUCUUAGUUCACUUUUCAGACUCGUUUAGUAGACGGGCAGCCUAAAGUGUAACAAAUUGAUGGUCCUGCUGAAAUGAUCUAUAAUUCGACGCGCUGUUACCUACCCCAUGUUGCGCAUCCCAUACUAGGGCGGACAUGCAUGCUAUCUAUAUUUUUCAAGACCUUUGUUAGUUCCGACUUGCUUUUGGCACAGAUGUGACAUGUACCUGUUCUCUUUAUCUGUCGUCGAAAGAGGGAACUUUGGGCUGUGUGAAUGGAAGUUCCUUGUACAGGAAAGUCGUCUACUUUCCAACUUGCACUUUUUCUGGAUUUGAUGACUGCGGUUACCAGAUGCAUGUGAACGCAAUGUUAGAUACGCCGGAGCCUUUCAAAACGCGUAACAUGGAUUGGUAAAUUGUGCUUCUCUUAAAGCACAGUUGCAAUACUUUUGCCACUCAUAUUUCCGCAAUAUCAGAUAAAUUAGUCAGUUGGUUAUGGAGU
Molecule: messenger RNA, 2661 nt
Organism: Pollicipes pollicipes
Lineage: Eukaryota; Metazoa; Arthropoda; Thecostraca; Pollicipedomorpha; Pollicipedidae
Product: gamma-butyrobetaine dioxygenase
Exons: 2
Coding region: 1-1158 (385 amino acids)
Biological process (GO): carnitine biosynthetic process
Cellular component (GO): mitochondrion
Molecular function (GO): oxidoreductase activity
Source: RefSeq, a predicted model, not a curated record